Molecule: messenger RNA, 3232 nt
Organism: Patella vulgata (common limpet)
Lineage: Eukaryota; Metazoa; Mollusca; Gastropoda; Patellidae
Product: neprilysin-1
Exons: 22
Coding region: 57-2315 (752 amino acids)
Biological process (GO): protein processing
Cellular component (GO): plasma membrane
Molecular function (GO): metalloendopeptidase activity
Source: RefSeq, a predicted model, not a curated record
GUAAGUUUGUUUUUUCAUUGGAAUUAGGUACUGAAAGUGGACAAAUAAAAAUAUCGAUGGCAGAUAAUGUGUUUAUUGAAGAACAGUGCGAGAAAUGCAUCAAUGAUGUAAAUGAUAGACAUCUUCAUAUAAAACGGAACAAUAAUCGUAUAAGACGAUGUUGGAAGAGGAGAACAAAGCUUGAAAUAUGGUUAAUUGUAUUUGGUGGAAUUGUUUCAUUAACAGUUCUAGCUGUUAUCAUCGCCUUGAUUAUUUUGUCAUCAAGAAAAGACACAAUUUGUAUGAGCGCCGAGUGUAUACGGGCAUCAUCUCGUAUCAUGGACCACAUCAACUCCAGCGUGGAUCCAUGUGACGAUUUUUAUCAGUUUGCUUGCGGGGCGUGGUUAAAAUCAACAGUCAUCCCUGCUGACCGUUCAAGCGUCAAUCAGUUUACUAUUUUAAGAGAUGAGGUUGAAGUCAUAUUGAAAAAUGCUUUAGAAAAGGAAUCCAGUGAAGACAUCAGUGCCAUUAAGAAGACGAAAGACCUCUAUAAAUCAUGUCUGAAUUUAACUGCCAUGGAAGAACUAGGAAUACAGCCAUUGGUUGAGAGUCUGCUGUCAUUAGGUGGUUGGCCAGUUUUACAACCAUCAUGGAAUGAAAGCACCUUUGAUUUGGUUCAGAUCUUGGCAAAAUUAAAGUCUUAUAAAAUAAGCCCAAUCAUCAACUUAUUUGUUGGAAUAGAUUUUAAAAAUUCUUCAAGUAGAAGUAUAUAUAUAGAUCAACCAACAUUUGGGAUGCCCGGAAGAAGAUAUUAUUUACGAGAUAGGGAUGAUAUCAUGGUCCAAGCCUAUGAGAAAUAUGCCAUUGAAAUGUCCAUAAAUUUAGGUGCAGAUCAGAAAACAGUUAAAAAUGAUUUCACAGAAAUGGUGGACUUUGAAUUUCAACUAGCUAAUAUUUCAGUUGCAGCUGAAGACCGGAGAGACAACGAAAUUUUAUAUAAUCCAAGUAGUAUAGCAGAUCUUACUGCGAACUAUAGCAAGUUUGAAUGGUUUGAAUAUAUUAAACAAGUAUUCGAGAUGGACGGAGUAGAACUUAAUAUAACACUAGAUGAAAUAAUUAUCAACAGAGCACCUCGGUAUUUCGAUCAAUUAUUUAUUCUUUUAGAACGAACACCAGCAAGGAUCUUAGCUAACUAUGUAUUGUUUCGACUUGUUCUUGAAAGAGCCCCGCUAUUAACUAAUAUAUUUAGAGAUAUUUUAGUUGAUUAUCAUAAGGUAAUAUCAGGAAUAAAUGUUGCACGAGAUCGAUUUAGAACUUGUGUAGGAUACGUUAAAGACACAGUUUAUUUAGGUGUUAACAGAUUAUAUAUCGAUGAUGUGUUUGGUAAAGAUUCCAAAACAAGGGCACAGGAUAUGAUUGGUAAUUUGCGUUCAGCGUUCAAUGAGUUGUUAGAUGAACUGAAUUGGAUGGAUGAACCCACCAGAAAACUAGCCAGAGAAAAGGUUGAGCAUAUUGAUAGUCAAAUUGGUUACUAUGAUUCCAUUCUGGACGACAGUUAUUUGAAUUUAUCAUAUGAAAAUCGAACUUACCAUCCCUUGAAGUACUACGAAAACGUUGAAGCUAAUCAAAAUCGAGUGGUUGUAGGAAAUCUAAAAAACUUACGUACGCCCAUAAGCAGAAACGCACCAUCUUAUCUUAAUGCUGCAACAGUCAAUGCUUUUUACAGCCCACAACGCAAUGCAAUAAUUUUCCCAGCAGGCAUUCUUCAACCUCCGUUUUAUCAUAAACAUUUUCCAAGAGUUUUGAAUUAUGGUGGUAUCGGUGUUGUUAUAGGUCAUGAAAUAACUCAUGGUUUUGAUGAUUCAGGUCGACAGUAUGAUAAAGAUGGUAAUUUAUUACAAUGGUGGACUGAUGACGUCAUUGGUAGAUUUAAAGAGAAAACAAAAUGUAUAGUAGACCAAUAUUCGAAUUAUAUUAUUAAAGAAACUGGUAUGAAUAUAAAUGGUAACAAUACACAAGGUGAAAAUAUAGCUGAUAAUGGCGGAUUAAAACAAAGUUAUAGGGCAUAUAGAAGAGCUGUUGAAAAAUAUGGCGACGAAGCACAACUUCCUGGUUUGAAAUAUAACAACGACCAACUCUUCUUUAUUAAUUUCGCACAAAUAUGGUGUACGAACAUGAGAAAACAAGGUUUCAUUAACCAGAUACUAACAGGUGUUCACAGCCCUGGGCGAUAUCGGGUAAUUGGUUCACUUCAGAAUUCUAAAGAUUUUGCCAAAGCAUUCAGCUGUCCGGUAGAUAGCUACAUGAACCCCAACCGUAAAUGUUGUGUGUGGUAAUUCAUCGCGUAGACCCAAAAGUAAACAAUUAUAUUCUUGUGCAAUAUGGAUAUAUUCAACAAUUUAAAGCUAGUGUCGAUGACGAAGAACAUGGAUCGCACAAAUUGAAGUCAAUGUCGAUGUGGAUCGCACAAAGUAUGUGCCGUUAAUGUUAAUUGUCCAUUGUCAGCAUAAUAUACGUGGUGUGGUGGUUGGUAGAAUUAUACGGUUUAUGUAAACCGAUGUAAUGCCUGUUGAUUUGCAUAAACUCGGCCAUCUUCACAAUUUCAAAUUACCAAAGCACUAAAUGUCUUACACACUGGAUGCGUUAGUUGACCUUAAUGCAUGUUGGCGAUGUCAAGGUACGCGAACAUCAAGCACAUUGCCAACGUUGCAGCUCUUGGAAGCAAAAAAAAAAAUGUUUAUAAACAAUCGGUGUAAAACAAUAUAUCAAUACAUCAUGGAAUUAAUGUGACAUUCAGAUUUAAAUGAGUAUUGACAUUAAAAUGAGUGGUUUCUGUUAAGUUAGACGAAGAAGUAAUAUUCCGAUACAUGUAUACCGGUACUGUCAAGUGAUAAACAUUUAUUUUCAUUAGUCUAUCAUCACCUAAUUAGUAAUCAUUGAUUUUUUUCUUAUUUUGAUGCGUGUUUUACUUCAUAUUUAUUGAGGAACAGAUCUUGGUAUUGUAAUUAUGCGACUGAUGGCGAGUCACAUUUUACGCAUUAAUACUGUGCUCGCACUAUGUUCUUGUUUUACAACUUUGUGAUCAGUGAUCCACGGAUGGUUUCUGAUACGUUAAAAUAGUUUAAGUUAUAGAUGUCAAAGUAUAGACAUUUUUAUAUAGAGAAACAUACCUCAUCCCACCUUUCUUACAGUUUUAUUUUUAUAUUUAUCGCAAUUUGUAUUAAAUCUAGUAAUUAAUAAAAGAAAACUGUUU